Apis laboriosa (Himalayan honeybee) is the source of this 449-nucleotide messenger RNA. Its product is annotated as flocculation protein FLO11-like. The record is from RefSeq and is a predicted model, not a curated record. The transcript is spliced from 3 exons. Lineage: Eukaryota; Metazoa; Arthropoda; Insecta; Hymenoptera; Apidae. The coding region runs from base 1 to 387 and encodes 128 amino acids.
AUGCUGAAAUUCGUCGUUCUCGCUGUCGCGAUCGCCACGGUUGACGCCGCUCCAACGUCCUCGUCGCCAGCUAAAACGGAGAGUCCGCCAAUCCCGACACUGCCUGCAUUACCGAUUUCUUCGGAAUCAGCCGCAACGUUGACACCGCCACUCUCAUCCGCAUCUGCCAAAUCUCUGAGCAUGAUGGCCGACGUAAAAACACCGGCCUCCACGACCAAACUGGCCAACUUGGCACCCCUGGCGACACCACUAGCCGCGGCACCCAUUCUCUCACCUCUACAGAUCUCGGCGUACGCUUACGCCUUGCCAGUUUUACCUCCGAUCGAAGUGGCGGCAGCACCUUCCACUUACUCGAUCGAACAGCACGGUUAUCGUAUUAUCUACUGACGUCACUCGUUCUUGGAUUCGGGCGGUAACUGGAUCUAGCCAGUACCAACGUGCAGAAUACG